UCUCUCUCUCUGGUUCGAUAUUCCCUCCUCCGCCAGCACCUGAAACUGCAACUCUCUCUCUAUACCCUUGUCCGGUUUUUCCGUUCUUGGCAAAUUCGAAGACGAGCCCACUUCCGGAUACACGAUCUUAGGCCGACCCGUCAAGUCGAACCCCGACGUAAUCUCGCCGCUUCGCUCCACCGAGCCGUUGAAUCGCUUGUGUCCGGGGGGGUUUCAAGAUUUGCCUUGGGGGGGCAAUCGCCUGUUCCGUCUUUGCAGACUUCCAGGCGAGAAGAAAUGUGCCCACAAUGAUCACCCCAGCAGCGAACCGCCUCCUUUGUCCUCUCUCGAAAGCAAUCUUUGUUAUGGAUUGAUGAAGGCAUGAGUUGAAGAAAUCCUUGUUGUCCCAACUGCUCAACAGUGCUUCCAUGGAUGGCAAAAGCUCAUCUGAGUUGAGCCUUCCCUGGUUCUGGAUUAUUGAGUAUUUGGCAAAAUUCGAGCAAGUUAAGCCAUCCCUCUUACAUGGUAUCAUUAAAGCGGCUCCAGAGUUACCUGCUCACUUGGGAAAAAAUAUGGAGGAAGUUGUUUCUUUGAGAUGCUUGGAGGAGUUAUGUGGUUUUAGAAAUGGAAGUGUGAACAGUACUUUGUCCUCAUUGGGAUCAAAGGCGAAAAUUGAUACAUCAAAGAGCUGCAAAAAUGUCCUACAGUAUAUGUUCCAUAAUGGCUCUGCAUCUGAUCUUGAAGUGACUGCAAAUGAGUUGUUGAAAUGGGACCUUCACUCAUUUUUAAUGCACAAGAGAACCUCUAUGCCAAAAACUGCUCUAGAGGAGCUGAAAGAUACAAUACUUGCAGGUACUCAUCCACAUGCUGAUUUUUUAAACAAAGAGGGUAGAUUGGCAGAUGUUUGUCAUUUGAAUAGGACUGUCAUUCAUAAUGGUGGACAUACUGGUUUUACAUGUGCGCCUGAUGUGGGAGACACAUAUGCUCCUAACACAGUUGAUGAACCAAACUUGGUUUCUCGACCCACUAAUCAUGUGGAGCCCUUGGUAGGAGAUGAUGGUAUUAGGAUGUGUCUUCCCGCAAAGAGGAACAAUACUGAUGUUCAUGCUGAAAAUAUCGAAAGGAAUUGUAAUAAGGAUCAACAUCAUGAUGCUCAUUCAGAUGCUAAAAGGGCCAAACAGCAAGAUUCUGACGAAAUAAAGGACAGAGAAGAAUCACCAGUUGUUCUAACUGGAAGAUUAGGUUUCGAGAGAAAUGAUGGAUGUUCUGAUAGAGAGAUGGCUAACCUUGUCAAGGAUCAUAUGGGGGCUGUGGAUGACGACCAGUUGUUAGAGGGAGAUGGGAGGCAUUAUGUUCAGCCAAAGACUUGUGAUGUACUUUCCGACGGAAUGGAGCGGGGGUUUUCCGUUAAUGAUCCCAAACGCGUCCAUGACUCCAUAGAGAAAACAAAGAACAGCGAAUCAGCUCGAGCAUCGGAGUGGGGGCAGACUUUUACCAGUAACGCAAAAGAUUACGUGGUCCACGUUGUUGGGGAGGAUGUGUCCAGUGAUGGUGAUGAAUAUAGAAAAGAGGAGAUGGAUGUUACGAUGAAAAAGCAUGAAUUCUUAUACUCUCAGUCUCAGUGUCCAUCACCUCGCAAUGCGUUUGUAAUGGUUGAUUGGAGUGAGCAAAAUGUUUGUAUGAAGUGUAAUGAAGGUGGUCAAUUGUUAGUUUGUAACACCAGCAGUUGCCCUUUGAUGGUUCACGAGAACUGUGUGGGCUUAUCAGCUAUGUUUGACAACAACAGUCUGUUUUACUGUCCAUUUUGUGCAUAUUCUAUUGCCAUUUCUGAAUAUCAUGAUGCCAAGAAGGAGGCCUCUUCGACAAGAAAAAACUUAUCUGCCUUUAUUCGUGCUGGACUCAAGCACCACCAAGAGAAUUUGGAUCAGAUGGAACAGAAUCUGUCAGGAAAUGGAACUAGUGAGAUUGAUAGAGUAAAUGGACAUAAUGAAGUGGAUGUGAAUGGCUGUCGUUUUCAGGGGAAUGAUAGUGAUGGAGAACAAACUGAUCCUUUUCAGCGAUGUAAUGAUGGUGAUGCUGAUUUACCAAUUAGAGAAGAGGAAGAAAUGGUCUGUGGUGGAGCUUCUACCGAUGCUGUGGAAUUCUUGGAAGGGAAAAGGAAUAGGGAAAACACAUCGAACCUGGUUGAGACAACUCCUACUCUGGAAAAGCAGAAGGAAGAGAACAUGAUGCAAGAACGACCGUCAGGGCAAGUAGUUGAAAGAGAACAGGACCAAGUAUUGGAAAACAACCUGUUCAUUAAUGGAACUGUUGCUUAUAAGAACACUUAUAUUGUCCCUGUGAAUCAGAGAGAUGAAGUUAGAGGUGAGCAAGAUGUUCUCAGUAAGGAUGCCACUGAUACACCUGAUGGAGGUGCUUGUGCUAAUAUUACUGCAGAGGAAACUUCCGAAGAUGAAGAUAAUGAAACAUCCAUAGCCAAUUACAGAAUCAGUUUCCGAGGGCAAAGAAAUCUGGAGGAAGCCUCUGCAAAUCCUCUCCCUAUGCAAAAUGAAGCUCCCUUGAUGGGGGAGGAGGAACAGACUCCAGAGCCUACUUUACAGCCAGAACCAAGUUCGGAGUCUCCACCUUCUGGACAGCUCAGACCUUCUUCCCCACCAUUACUGUCUAGACACAUCUCAAGAUUCCCAUUUAGGGGAAGGAGGUGUUUGAAGACUUAUGCAAGUUCUGUGGUCCCUAGAAGAAGUGCAAGAAUCAGAUCAUUUGCUCAGCCAAGUCCAAAAAGGACCGAAGACAAUGCAUGUGAAGUUAUAGAAAUAGAUUGACUAACGUAUGUCCAACAAUAGAAAUGGAUUGAUCAAUGUCAUGCCUUUGGGGUGCCUGUCUUAUAGCGGCUGAAAUCCUUUUUAGUUGUACAUAGCAGCAUUUAGUUAUAGUUCGUGGAUCCGUUUGUAAAUGGCCAUCAUUUUAUGAUAUUUGCUGGAUCCUUUUAGUACUUAGUAGCGCUUAAGAUUAAAUGCAGCUGGAUUUUUGAGCUGUUGGAUGGAUGCAUUUGAGUGAUGUCUACAGUCAGGAACACGUGAUUCGGAAUUUAGAGGGCAUUGUCUGCUCCGACUAAUCCUCCUGAAAAUUCUUGCGGCACUCCUUAACUCGAGAAGUUGGAGGGACCGGGAAGGAGAAUCUUCAUCUUGCUGCAAUUCCAAGUGAAAGAUGUUAGUGGCCGCUGAACCCAUUUUUUGGGGGGAUGGGGAUUUGACACCACGAAGCCAUUGACUAGCCAUACAAACUUGAUUGCCUCAAAAGUGGCAUUGUCUUGACACACUGUAAAGAGCAAGGUUGCCAUAUUAGCAGCAGGUUGAAUGUGCUUUUGUGGCGAAACUUGAGUUGCUCUUGACACUUGAUCUUUUCGACGAGACACAUUAGAAAAGUUCAUUUUCCCUUUCAAGGCC
This is a messenger RNA of Eucalyptus grandis, 3425 nucleotides long. RefSeq lists its product as uncharacterized. The transcript has 8 exons. NCBI's taxonomy places the organism in Eukaryota, Viridiplantae, Streptophyta, Magnoliopsida, Myrtales, Myrtaceae. Bases 408 to 2801 code for a protein of 797 amino acids. The record is from RefSeq and is a predicted model, not a curated record.